Molecule: messenger RNA, 657 nt
Organism: Ricinus communis (castor bean)
Lineage: Eukaryota; Viridiplantae; Streptophyta; Magnoliopsida; Malpighiales; Euphorbiaceae
Product: transcription factor CPC
Exons: 3
Coding region: 214-471 (85 amino acids)
Biological process (GO): cell differentiation
Cellular component (GO): nucleus
Molecular function (GO): transcription cis-regulatory region binding
Source: RefSeq, a predicted model, not a curated record
CACUGCAUUUACUACUUACUACUUAUCACAAAAUUUAUUUAGGGCCAUUCUCCAUCUCUUUCUUACAAUCUCCCAUAACAAGUCCUAACUGCCCCUUUUAUUUAUCACUUGUAGCAGCAGCAGCAACAACUGUUUGAUUAAUCCAAGCUUCUUCGCUACUCUCGGAAAGAAUUACUUUUUCACCAUUUCUUGUAUAUUGUUCAUACAAAAACAAUGGCUGAACGUCCUCGGAAGCAAGCCAAGAGUACUGCGAGAUGCUCUUCAGAAGAAGUGAGCAGUAGCGAAUGGGAUUUCAUCAAGAUGGCUGAACAAGAAGAAGAUCUCAUCAACAGAAUGUAUAGGCUGGUUGGCAACAGGUGGGACUUGAUAGCAGGCAGAGUUCCAGGGCGAACAGCAGAAGAAAUAGAGAGAUUUUGGAUAAUGAGACAUAAUGCAGAAUUUGCUAGGAGAAGAAAUGAGUUUGAAAGUUGAAGCUCUACGUAUUUGAUCCCUCGCCCUCUAGUUUUGUGCUUUUAAUAUUUAUAUUUUUUCAUAAUUAAUUAAUUUUGGCCAUGCAUUGUAAUAAUAAUUGCUAGCCAAGCAAGAAAGAAUGCAUGUCCAUGCACACUCAUUUAUGUCAGUUAUAUUCUACCAGGAAUGGAAAUGUCGAUUCAAAUA